This is a messenger RNA of Paramisgurnus dabryanus, 715 nucleotides long. RefSeq names its product RNA polymerase II subunit I (gene polr2i). Gene Ontology annotation, molecular function: DNA-directed RNA polymerase activity; zinc ion binding; nucleic acid binding. Lineage: Eukaryota; Metazoa; Chordata; Actinopteri; Cypriniformes; Cobitidae. Gene Ontology annotation, biological process: maintenance of transcriptional fidelity during transcription elongation by RNA polymerase II; DNA-templated transcription; transcription initiation at RNA polymerase II promoter. Gene Ontology annotation, cellular component: RNA polymerase II, core complex. The record is from RefSeq and is a predicted model, not a curated record.
GUUCACGCGUGCGCACAGUGCACUGUUAGUCAGUUUCGCCAGUGCGUUAAGGAUUUGCCUCUUUUCUCAGCAUUAAAUACUUUAAAAGAGCUAUCUAAAUCAAAUCUGAGAUGGAAUUAGAAGGUGGCACGUAUGAGCCUGGGUUUGUGGGCAUUAGAUUCUGUCAGGAGUGUAAUAACAUGUUGUAUCCUAAAGAGGAUAAAGAAAACCGCAUUCUACUCUACGCUUGCAGAAACUGUGACUAUCAGCAGGAAGCAGACAACAGCUGCAUUUACGUGAACAAAAUCACCCACGAGGUUGAUGAACUCACUCAGAUUAUUGCAGACAUUGCCCAAGAUCCAACUUUGCCUAGGACAGAGGACCAUCCGUGCCCCAAGUGUGGCCACAAGGAGGCAGUGUUCUUCCAGUCUCACAGCAUGAAAGCUGAGGAUGCCAUGAGGCUUUACUAUGUCUGCACCGCUCCACACUGUGGCCACAGAUGGACAGAAUGAGGAAGAUAAAGCAGAGAUCUGAUGUUAAAGGAUGUCUAAUGCAUUUGUAAAUUAUACAUUGGUUUUUAUGUUUUGCUUAAUCCUUUUGUGGAAGAAGAUUUGCAAACAUGCCAGCAUGCAUUGGGAGACGUUGUUUUUUCAGUGCGUUUAAACUGUAUUGUCCGUCAUUUUAUUUUAAAAUAGUGUAUUUUUUUGGAAAGUUUGUAAUAAAAAUACAAAAAGGA